AUGAGUCUCGUUAAGAAGAAGCAAGAAAAGAAUCAAGACACUAUUCGUAAACUCUCCCUUGCUGGAGACAACAAGGAAUGUAUGGAUUGUGUUCUCAAGAGUACUCCAUACGUUGUUUUGGAUUUUGGUAUCUUUGUUUGUACUUUCUGUUCAGGUAUACAUCGUGGUUUUAACUACAAGGCUAAGGGUAUUUCAAUGACUAACUUUGAAGAUAAAGAUGUUGAAUUCUUUGAAACACACGGAAACAAAGUUGCUUCAUCAAUAUGGAGAGCUAAGUGGGAUCAAAACAAGGUUCCAAAGCCAAAAUCAACUGAUGAAAAGGGAAUUAAGGACUUUAUUCAAAAGACCUAUGUUCAAAAGAUGUGGUAUGAUGCUAGCGGAGCUGCAGCUAAACAAGAAGAUAUUCCAGUUAGACCAAUUGAAAGUAUUGGAAUUACUCCAUCUAAAGUAGAAGUUAGACCUGCUGGUAAGACAACUCAGCCACAACCUCAACAAGAAGAACUGUUCUCUUUUGAAUCUGUUCCAGUUUCCAAGCCACAACCAACUCAAUCACAACCACAAUCUGCCGGAUUGGAUUUCGAUUUUGGUUUUACUAACACUCAACCAACAACUCAACCAACUCAAAAAGUUUCUCAAAAACAUCAAUCAUCUGGGUUCGGUGAUGAUGAUAACUGGGGAUUCGAUAAUCAACCUCAACAAACAACUCACACACAACCACAACAAAAAGCUUCAAUUAAUGUUGAUGAUUUAUUUGCAGGAUUUGGAUCGCAACCAACCCAACAAUCUCAAGGUGGAUGGGGUAAUCAACAAUCUCAAGGCGGAUGGGGACAACAAUCCCAAGGAGGUGGUUUUGGAGGUCAACAAUCCCAAGGAGGAUGGGGACAACAACCACAAAAUCAAGGUGGAUUUGGAGGUCAACAUCAAGGUUGGGGACAAUCUCACCAAGGAGGUUUCGGUGGUCAACAAGGCGGAUUUGGAGGCCAACAAUCUCAAGGCGGAUUUGGACAACAAUCCCAAGGUGGUUUUGGAGGUCAACAAUCUCAAGGUGGAUUCGGUCAACAAGGAGGUUUUGGACAACAAACUCAAGGAUGGGGCCAACAAGGUGGUCAACAAGGAGGAUGGGGUCAACCACAAUCACACCAACAACCUCAACAAAAUCAAGGAUGGGGUCAACAACAAACCCAAGGUGGAUUUGGAGGUCAACCACAAGGUGGUCAACAAGGAGGAUGGGGUCAACCACAACCAGCCAGAAACUUACAAACUUCACCACCUCCAGUUAAAGAUCCUUUCAGUAAUUUGACUGGAGCUUUUGGUUCAUCAACUACUACUUCCAAGCCACCAUCUAAUCAAGGAGGUUUUGGUGCAGGCAACAAUCCUUUCGAUUUUUAAAUAAAUAAUGUAAUUUAUCAGUUAAUCAUGUCCUGUCAUCCAUCACCAAUUAAAAAAAAAUGUUAAAAAACAUAUUUCUGAAAAUUUAUGCUCAAAAGGUUGAACAACCGAAACAAAAUCAAUUAUUAAAAUUAGUUAAUAACCCC
Naegleria gruberi is the source of this 1535-nucleotide messenger RNA. RefSeq names its product ADP-ribosylation factor GTPase activating protein. The transcript is spliced from 2 exons. Gene Ontology annotation, molecular function: GTPase activator activity. The coding region runs from base 1 to 1389 and encodes 462 amino acids. The record is from RefSeq and is a predicted model, not a curated record. NCBI's taxonomy places the organism in Eukaryota, Heterolobosea, Eutetramitea, Acrasida, Naegleriidae.